ACGUGCCGGGCGCCAUGUUGGAGGGCUGAUUGUGAGCUCCUGGCGUCGUGUUCCCCUGUCUUUCUUUCUCUCCCCACCCCCCCCCCGUCCCCUCUCUCUCCGUCUCUCUCUCCGUCUCUCCUCUCGUCGUCCCCGCGGCCGCCCGAGGGGUUCCGUCCAGUGGAGGGAGGCGGAGGCUGUGUGGGACUCCGAACGCCAUGGACAUCGAGACGUUGGACGAGGCGCUCAAAGAUUUUGAGAAGAAAGGAAAAAAGGACGUGUGUCCAGUGUUGGAUCAAUUUCUUUGUCACGUAGCCAAAACUGGGGAGACAAUGGUUCAGUGGUCUCAAUUUAAAAGCUAUUUUAUUUUCAAACUGGAGAAAGUGAUGGAUGACUUCAGAACUUCAGCUCCUGAGCCAAGAGGUCCUCCUAACCCGAAUGUGGAAUAUAUUCCCUUUGAUGAAAUGAAGGCAAGGAUUCUGAAAAUUGUCAAUGGAUUUAAUGGCACCCCUUUCACUAUUCAACGACUUUGUGAACUACUAACGGAUCCAAGGAGAAACUACACAGGAACAGAUAAAUUUCUUAGAGGAAUAGAAAAGAAUGUGAUGGUUGUCAGCUGUAUUCAACCUUGUACAGAGAAGACUAGUACCAAUAGUUUAAGCCGGAUGAAUGGUGUUAUGUUUCCUGGAAACUCACCUGGUUACACUGAAAGAUCCAAUGUCAAUGGUCCUGGAACCCCAAGACCGGUAAAUCGACCAAAGUCUUCAUUAUCAGCUCCUAUGACAACAAAUGGUCUACCUGACAGCACAGAGAACAAAGAAUCAAGCUUGCAGCCAACAGAAGACAAAGAACACAGUGAACAUGAAAAAUCGGAAUCAGAAGAUGUCCAGGUGACCCCUGUGAAAAAUAAACAUCCAAAUGAAGAAGUUGUAGAAGUCGAAGGGUCUGAAGCAAAAAGAUUCAAAUUUGAUGAAGAAGACAGAGCGUCUACUAGCCAAGCUACUCCUGGUGAAAUGUCUUCAGUUUUGGUAGAAGAAACAAAAGCACAUGCUAUACCUCAGGAUAAAGACAAAGAAAAUAUGUGUGCAAGGCCACACAUUUCAGAAGAGGAGGAGGAAGAGGAAGACGAAGAGGAGGAUGAGGAAGAGGAAGAGGAAGAAGAGUCUUUUAUAACACCAAGGGAAGCGACUCCAGAAAGAAAAGAUCAAGAAAAGGAAAGUGAUGAUUCCUUAUCUUUGAAUGAAGAGACUGCUGAGGAGAGUAGUCCGGUGGAGGAAUGUGACCUGCCUGAAGCAGAGAAAGAUAUAAGCAUUGAAGAUAGUGAAAGUACAAGACCUGAAAGUAAUGGUGCUGAUCUCAAUAAAACUGAAGAAUUGGGAACCCUAGGCAAUGAAAAUCAAGAAAUUCCUUCUGAGCCUGAAGUGGAAAACAGUGAUGAGGUCACGGAAAUUGUUGAAGAAUCUAUGGAGCAUGAAGUCUAAAUAAAAAAACACAUUUAGUGCAGUAUUUCCAUAAGGCUCUGGUUUUACACUGUAUACAAUUUUAUGUAAUUAAGUGGACCUUGAGUUUUAUAAGAAAAGCAGGUUGUAAAAUAAAAUUAUUUGAGGAAGAAAUCCUGAAAGAGUUGUGUGUUGUAAGAACUGUGAAUAUCAGCUCCUCCAGGUCCUGUUUACCGCUGACUUUUUGGUUUGGUCAACUCAGUGGUUUGUGUAUAGAUAUAUUUUUUUUUUAAUUUAGAAUAAUACUGUUUUUAAACUGGAAGGUAAUGAUUAUAAUUUUCACAGCCUUUUUGGAGAUUACCAUACUUAGUUAGAUUCACAAGAAAGCUUUUUGUCUUGUCUCUUUGACAGUUCUACCAGUUGUUUCAUAUUUUGACCAUGGUUUCAACAUUUUAAUGGGUUUCAUGUUGGUUAUCAGAUUUUAUUAUUUAAAUUCUAUGGAACCAUAAGUCAUAUAUACAUAUAUAUAUACACACUAUUCUAAGGGAGAAAUGUUCUAUUUUUCUGUUUGUAUAAGAGAGGAAUACAAGAAUACUUUUCUAUUGGAAAUUGAGUUCAUCUCUUUCAGAAGGUAAUUUCUUUAACUUCUGAAUGAAUCAAAUAAAAUCUGGCCCCUGUGAAACCCUGGAAAUCAUAAAACGCUGUUGAAAUACAGAUUAAACACAUUCCAAGACACAAGUUCAAACUACAACCGUUUUGUAUACUUCAAGGUGCCCGAGUAAAAGGAUUUCAUUAUUUAUGAUAAAAUGCGCUUCUUUUGAGAAUGAUCUACAAAAUAGCUAGAUAUUUUGUAAAAUGAAUGCCUGCAAAGCAAUUACAAAAAUGUCUCCCGAGAAUGGGGCAAGUUACUUGUCCUUUUGCUUGCUUUUUUGAACAUUGUGAAUAGAACGCAUUUCCUUCUAAAUUAUUCUAAAUAAUGCAAAUAGCAUUGCUAUGAUUCACCCCUGUAUUGGAAAAAUUAAUAUAUUAUCUUAGGUAUGUAUUUGCGCUAAAGUGACUGAAGUUUUAGGGAGCAUAUAAAUCAGAAUAAUUUGUAAAUGACAUUUUGAGGUGGAUUAAAUAUUUUUGAACAUUCUGACAGCCAGUGCUACAGUUUUCAGACCAGCACAAAGCACAACUGCUUUAAAUUCAAUAUUUUCAAAUUUGCUUAAAGCCAGCCAAGCUGCAACUUUCCCGGUCAAAAUUAAUUGGCUGCCAAAUUUAUACCUGUUUAUUCAACUGUACCUUUUGAUAUUUAGAGUUUUUAAAUUUCUGUAAAGUAGAUUUUGUAGAUUGUAAUGUGUUCACUGCCUUUGUGAAACAGUAUAUAAUUGUAUAAUUUCUGUGUGUAACCUGAAUGCUUGGGCUUUCAAAACAGUAUUCAUAUAAAGCAAUAAAUAUUGUCAUGAAAGGUUCGAGUACAUUUUUAUCAAAAUAUAGAAAGGAAAUCUUAGGAGUCUGAUAUCUGAGGUACACAGACGAUCUCCAAAAUUAAUGCUAACAAUUUCCGAUAGUGUAUCAUAUGCUUUGUUUAUGGUUUGGGGUAACACAAGUUGUAGGUUUUGAUUGUUUAAAUUAUCAGAGGAAAAACAAAACAAAGUAACUUAGCUCAGUUUGUAUUUUCAUAUGGUUGAUGGUAGCCAGAGGAUAAAUUAAGGGAAGUGCUUGCUAGUUAAAAUAAAACUGAACAUUGGAGCAAUACUUGCCAGUGAUAGGAAAAUUUUAAUUUUUGCAGAGUUUGCUAACUGCAAGUGUGUUAUAAUAAAAAAAAGUACUUAGUCAAAUUUUAAAAGUGACAUAAUUCAAAGAUUGAGCGACAUUUUACCUUUUUGUUUAGGAAUAUUUUUCAAUGAGAAUAAAUUUUAAACAUUUUAAGUUUAGAAACUUGUGGAAUUUUCUUUAGAAUAUUUGUGAAAAUAUUGUCAAUAAAACUAUUCUUUAAGCACCCA
Ornithorhynchus anatinus (platypus) is the source of this 3406-nucleotide messenger RNA. RefSeq names its product protein phosphatase 4 regulatory subunit 2 (gene PPP4R2). Lineage: Eukaryota; Metazoa; Chordata; Mammalia; Monotremata; Ornithorhynchidae. Bases 198 to 1460 code for a protein of 420 amino acids. The transcript has 9 exons. The record is from RefSeq and is a predicted model, not a curated record. Gene Ontology annotation, biological process: protein dephosphorylation. Gene Ontology annotation, cellular component: protein phosphatase 4 complex; nucleus; cytoplasm. Gene Ontology annotation, molecular function: protein phosphatase regulator activity.